Molecule: messenger RNA, 675 nt
Organism: Aegilops tauschii subsp. strangulata
Lineage: Eukaryota; Viridiplantae; Streptophyta; Magnoliopsida; Poales; Poaceae
Molecular function (GO): nucleic acid binding; RNA-DNA hybrid ribonuclease activity
Source: RefSeq, a predicted model, not a curated record
AUGUCGAGUAGUCUUUGGGCUUUAGCGCUGGAGGAGCUGGUUCAUCAUCUAGUGGACAGACAAGAAGAGAAUCCCAAAGACUGGCUGUUCGCAUUAAGUGAAAUAAUGAGCAGAGACACGUUUGCACAUAUGAUAGUCAUUUUGUGGGCUAUAUGGAGGGCUCGGAGGAAAGCGAUCUACGAAGAUAUUUUCCAAUCGCCACAUACCAUAUAUGGUUUCAUAACGAGCUAUCUUCAAGAUAUUAACUCGAUCAGCAUGAAGGAGGUUCAGCAUAGAGUCCAGAGCGUGAACAGGCCAUCACAUUGGCAACCUCCAGCCGCUAAUUAUGUCAAGAUCAACGUUGAUGCCGCUGCACCGAGGAAUGCCAGAUAUGGGGCGGUCGGGGCUAUAUGCAGAAGUUCAGAAGGAACGUUCCUGGGAGCGUUGGUGCUGGUGGUGAGGCACGUUACCGAUCCACAGAUCCUUGAAGCCAUCGCAAUUAGGAAAGGAUUAGCGCUGGCCGACGAUCUCUACCAGAGGCGAGUUCAUGUUGCUUCGGACUGCAAGAAUGUGGUGAAUGAUCUGAAGAAGGAGAAUGCAUCAUCAUAUGGAGCGAUUGCACAUGAAAUUAUAAACCACUCUUUAGCUUUUGAUUUUUGUAAGUUCAGUCAUGAGUUUAGGAGCUCAAAUUUUUAA